Molecule: messenger RNA, 1164 nt
Organism: Mucor velutinosus
Lineage: Eukaryota; Fungi; Mucoromycota; Mucoromycetes; Mucorales; Mucoraceae
Exons: 10
Coding region: 1-1164 (387 amino acids)
Biological process (GO): exocytosis; intracellular protein transport; vesicle fusion
Cellular component (GO): SNARE complex; plasma membrane; endomembrane system
Molecular function (GO): SNAP receptor activity; SNARE binding
Source: RefSeq, a predicted model, not a curated record
AUGUCAUAUUCAUUCAGCAGAGACAGAACAGCUGAAUUGAGAGGCUCUGCACAACUCAACAGCAAUAACUAUAACAAUCAAAAUGACGAAGAAGACGGGUUUGGGCCUAACAGAAGGCCCAUGGGCACAUCGAAUCCGUAUCUACAGCAGCCGCCUGCUCCACCUCAGCCAGCUGAAUUACCUCCGCAACAGAGAUCUCAUGAUUGGGGAUACUUACCAGAUCAGCAUAAUUCAGAAAGAGAAUUAUACGAGAUGAGAAAUCAACAGCAGCAACAGCAGCAACAAAAGGCAGCCUUGGCUGUCAGCGAUUUAUCAACAACGUCUGGGUUCUUUGAUCAGAUUGACAGAUUAAAGUACGAUAUUGACGCUAUCAAUACUCGAGUUGAUCAGAUUGGAAACCUACAUAACAAUGCACUUGCCAGCUUUAAUGAGCAGCAAUCGAAGCAAACAGCAAGAGAACUGGAGAAGAUAAAGACAGACACACAGCAAAAGAAUACAAUGAUCAAAACCCAGAUCCAAGAACUCGAAAAUUCGAAUGGCAGACUGCCAAACAAUCCAGACACCCAAAUGCGUCGCUCCCAGACUGCGGCAUUAAAGAAGAGGUUCUUGGACACAAUUCAACGUUAUCAGGAUGUUGAGAGAAAUUACCAGUUGAAAUAUCGCCAGCGUAUUGAGCGUCAAAUCAGAAUUGUUAAACCUGAUGCUAGCCAAGAUGAAGUGGACGACAUUAUUGAUUCAGAUGAUACACCUCAAGUGUUUGCUCAGUCUCUGAUGAACGCCAGUCGACAAGGACAAUCAAAAGCAGUGUUAUCAGAAGUCCAGACAAGACAUGAUGAUAUCAAGCACAUUGAAAAGACCAUCGUUGAAUUGCAUCAAUUGUUCAUGGAUAUGCAAAUGAUGGUAGAGCAGCAAGGCGAAGUGCUGAAUACAGUGGAACAGAAUGCAGAUGAGACGGCCGUAAACUUGAAAGAGGGAAAUUCACACCUAACAAGGGCUAUUGCAAUCGCAAAAUCAACUCGUGCUAAAAAAUGGUGCUGUUUAUUCCUGUGCAUCGGUAUCUGUGUCAUGAUUGGUAUUCUAGUGUGGUGGUUCGCAUUUGGCCAUGUGGGUGUAGGCGGCAGUAGUAGCACUGAAAGCAGCAACACAAACAGCACAGCUACUUAA